Molecule: messenger RNA, 4151 nt
Organism: Microtus ochrogaster (prairie vole)
Lineage: Eukaryota; Metazoa; Chordata; Mammalia; Rodentia; Cricetidae
Gene: Bud13
Product: BUD13 spliceosome associated protein
Biological process (GO): mRNA splicing, via spliceosome
Cellular component (GO): U2-type spliceosomal complex; RES complex
Molecular function (GO): RNA binding
Source: RefSeq, a predicted model, not a curated record
AUGGCGGCAGCUCCGCCGGUCUCCAAGGCUGAGUAUCUGAAGCGUUACUUGUCUGGGGCAGAUGCCGGCCUGGAAGGAGGUUCAGAGUCCGUUCGGAAGAGGCGCAAAAAACGACCGAAGCCGGGAGGCACCGCUGGCAAGGGAAUGCGGAUUGUUGAUGACGAUGUGGGCUGGGCAGCUAUCUCUACCACUAAGCCGGAAAAGGAGGAGGAAGAGGAUGGAGAUUUACCUGUGGUGGCUGAGUUUGUGGAUGAGCGUCCAGAAGAGGUGAAGCAGAUGGAGGCCUUCCGCUCCAGUGCCAAAUGGAAGCUCCUUGGAGACCACAGUGAAGAUGGGCAUUUCCGUCAUGAUGAACAAGAUCCAUCUUCUCCUAGGAGGGUUCGUCAUGACACCCCAGAUCCAUCUUCUAGGAGGGCCCGUCAUGACACCCCAGAUCCAUCUCCUCCCAGGAAGACCCAUUAUGAUACACCAGAUCCGUCUCCUCCUAGGAGGGUUCGUCAUGACACUCCGGAUUCAUCUUCUCCUAGGAGGGCCCGUCAUGACACCCCAGAUCCAUCUCCCCCAAGGAGAUCCCGUCAUGAUACCCCAGAUCCCUCUCCCCCAAGGAGAUCCCGUCAUGACACCCCAGAUCCCUCUCCCCCAAGGAGAUCCCGUCAUGAUACCCCAGAUCCCUCUCCCCCAAGGAGAUCCCGUCAUGACGCAGACACAUCUCCUCCUAGAAGGGUCCGCCAUGACUCAGACGCUUCUCCCCCCAGGAAGUCUCAUCGUAAUUCUUCAGGUGUAUCUCCUAGGAGAGGCCAUCCUGGUUCCUCGGGUGUCUCUCCCCCCAGAAGGGCCCAUAACCACUCCCCUGACACAGCCGCACAUAGGAGGACUUUUGACACUUCAGACCCACAGCCUCUCAGGAGGGCCCGUCAUGACUCCCCUGAUUUGGAACUGUCCAGAACCAAAAGUAGUAAAGCUGCGGAAAGAUCCUCUAGCAAGACUGUACACCAGAGGGGGCUGGGGUCCUCUCACUCCUCACUCUCCAAGAACAGCAAGUACGGGCAGGACUCUGACCUUUCUCCACGGAAACGGCAAACAAAGGCUCAUGUUGGAGCUAAGAAGCAGCUUGAUCCUAAAGGUGUCUGCCAAAAAGCCUCUGAUUCAGACCUUUCUCCUCCACGGCAAAAACAAAAUCCAGGACACCAGGAUUCUGACUCAGAUCUGUCACCGCCACGGAACAGACAGAGACGCCGGAGCUCUGACUCUGACCUCUCUCCACCCCGGAGAAGACAGAGGACCAAAUCUUCUGAUUCUGAUCUCUCUCCUCCUCGAAGGAGUCCCCAUCCUGGGAAGAAGCAUGCACGUAUGUAUUCUGGAGCAAAAACUGGGUUGGUGACUGAUGUUCAGCGGGAGCAGCAGGAUCUCAAGAAACAGGACCAAGACACCACAGCCCUUGGAGCUCAGUUUCAAUUCGCUGAAACGGUGUUUCGAGACAAGUCUGGUCGUAAGAGGAAUUUGAAGCUGGAACGCCUGGAGCAGAGGAGAAAAGCAGAGAAGGACUCAGAGCGAGAUGAGCUUUAUGCCCAGUGGGGCAAAGGGCUUGCCCAGAGCCGGCAGCAGCAGCAGAAUGUAGAGGAUGCCAUGAAGGAGAUGCAGAAGCCUCUGGCCCGCUAUAUCGAUGAUGAAGAUCUGGAUCGGAUGCUGAGAGAACAAGAGAGAGAAGGGGACCCGAUGGCCAACUUCAUUAAGAAGAAUAAGGCUAAGGAGAACAAGCACAAGAAAGUGAGGCCUCGCUAUAAUGGUCCUGCACCUCCGCCCAAUAGAUUCAAUAUCUGGCCUGGAUACCGCUGGGAUGGAGUGGACAGAUCCAAUGGCUUUGAACAGAAGCGCUUUGCCAGGCUCGCAAGCAAGAAGGCUGUGGAGGAGCUUGCCUACAAGUGGAGUGUGGAGGACAUGUAGCUUCUCCGAGGCUGUGCGGUGCUAUGGUGGUGGUGGCACAGGACAGCCCGACAUCCAGCUCUAAUGCUUGUCUUGCUAGACACAGACCAGCAAUUCGCGGUCAGUUCUGACCUUUGGACUAGGCACCUACCCUUGGCUGUGUCCGUGCUGUCUGACUGGCUUUGGCAGAACACAGUGACUUCUCUAUCCCAGGGCUUGUUCUUAGCCAGUGCUUUUCUUCUUAUUUUUAAAAAUAAACACAUAUUUAUUUUUUGUAAUCAUUUCCUAACUGGGUAUUCUGCUUGGGGAAGAAUUCCAGCUAGUAUUGAACUUCCUGGGGUCUUGGGGGUGUUAGUGAAGGGUGUUUCCUUCAUCUAGCGAGCAGUGUGAGUAAAACCUUCGGGAGUGGCAGUUGUUCUUCUGUGCAAAUCAGAAUUUAGUGUUAAAACAGGUUCAGGAAUCCUGGAACCUGGUGUGUGAUGAGGUAGUGGGUGCUACAUGUUAGUGGGAAAGGUGGCUAGUGGGGCUCAGAAAAUUAUUGUUAUUUUUAUUAUUGUAUGAACAAAAGUGAAGUGGGUCCUAAAGCCAUUAUGGACCCAGAUGAAGUUUAGUGCCAUGAAGCUGGAAGAUGGCUCAUACGAGGGCCCUGGGCUUGUGACCCCAGCAGCGAGUAUUAAAAUCUGGUAGGAGCAAGUGAUGGGUUACACCCCAUGUGAAGACAGUUCAAACCACAACUGUGAUUGCUUUGACUACUGCAUAAUGCAGGGUUCUCCCUUCAAUAGGCAGGUCAAGUCAGAGCUAAAGAUGCCUACAGAUGCCGAGAAAGCACUGGCAGUCUAAAACAAUGAUGAGGGAUUGCAUACAUGAAGGAUCGACUGUGUGACAGAACUGUACAAAUCAGGAAGGAAAAGACAACUGAAAACUGGAAAAAAAUAAAAAUUGAGAUAGCUAGUGGGGUAUUGCCUCACUCGCAGUUAACUAGAUGCACAUUACACCAUUUUCUGUUCUGCAGUUAGUACGGCCACACAGCUCUCGAGAAUGAAAACUCAGUGUCAGCCGGUGUUGGUUGAGGGCUGCAGAUGGGCAGCUGACUUGGGACAUAAGACUGGGAAGCAGUGCUAUGUGGUCUUGUAAGGCUGGGCAGUGGCGCCAUGCUGCUGGAAGCGGACUCUGGCUGUCCUUUGCUAGCAGGUGUGAGCUGCUUAACUUCUCUGUGCCGUAACUUCUGUGAAAUAGAGAGGAGAGCACCUACCUCAUGGGCUUACUAUGCAUUUAAAAACUGCUGGCAUAUAGUGAACGCCACAAAAUUCUUAGCUGUUAGUAUCAUUGUCUCCAUUAGCAUUAAGUUGGUAGCUAGCUUCCAGGGUAGCUCUUUUGGUCCCUGCUCUCUGGCAUUCAAGCCCUUGGGUAGUCCGCUCCUGGAGUAAGUAGGUCUAGCUUGUGUCCCCAAUAGGAUGUGUAGGAAUCAUGUGACUUCUGAAAGUUCAUGAAAGACAUGGCUGCAGUCCCCUCCAGGAUAGCUUGGUGUGAAGAAAGAUGUCCUCCCAGUGGGCACUCCAGCAGCCCUCCAGGGGCCAUGUGAAGGCAGAGGCCUUCUCCAGACCUGCCUGGGCAGGCCUUAGGCGCAGCCCUCAUCUAUAUAACUUGACCCAAGCCUGCAAAAGCAGAGCUACUAGCUCUAGCUCUGGGACUCAAAAAAGCUGUGAUGAUGUUCAGUGUUUUCUUAAAAUCAAAACCCCCUGUAGCUUUAAAAGAUAAAUUACAUAGCAUAUGGUCCUUUCAGUGUAGAAUCAAUGUGUUUUAGCACACCUUGGAGCUGUGCAACCAUCAGAACAAUGAUAUUGAAGUACUGUUAUCGUAUGGAUACUGGAACCUUGUUUCCGUUCCUGGUCACUUGUCACUCCCCUGACUACCUCUGCCCCGGACAACUCCUGGCUGAGUUCUCACCUCCCAGGAUUUCUACUUUGACAUUGUUGUCAUGUGAAUGCAGCUGUCAUCUAACAUGGCCUUUUGUGUCUGGCUACUUGCAUGUCACAUGUUUCCAAACUUUAGUUGUGUUGCAACAUCCCCUUCUCUCUUUUUGACUUGAUAUUUCUGUGUGGUUAUCACACACAUUUUAAUGACGAUUUGAUGGUUACAAAAUGUUUCCACUUUUGAUUGUUAUAAAUAUUGCUGCAAUGAAUAACCAAUAUACAAGGUUUUUGGUGGGUGAAUUUUUUAAAGAAAUA